AUGUUUACGAGGCGGUUUUUCAGUGUGCUGACUCCACUCAGAGAGCAAACUCGUGUUUGGGGCGAGCGUAAUGCCAUAUCGCCUUUGAAGAGAUCCAUCAAGGUGUUGGAAACCGAGGCCGCUCCACAGAAGAUCGUGAUUGACCAGAAUUUUGUGCAAAAAUUCAACGAUUUGAAGACAUACGAUCCAUUUGAUUUCUCUAUUGCUGGUAUAAAGCUACAGAAGUACAAAAAGUCGCAGGAAUUUGAAAAGAGAAGACAGGUUUCUGGUUUCAACUCUAAAAACGUGAAUCCAUUGGAUUUCUAUUGUCUUCCUUCCACUCUGUCAAACUUUCUGCGUCCAAAUGGAGAUAUACAGCCCAGAUCGGAGAGCGGUUUGAGUGCUAAGAAACAAAGAGCACUUUCGAAGGCGGUGAAGAGAGCGAGAAAAUUAGGCUUUCUGUCGCCAGUGGCCAGAGACGGUUCGAGGCUGCUGAAACAUUUGGAUUGA
This is a messenger RNA of Kuraishia capsulata CBS 1993, 489 nucleotides long. RefSeq lists its product as uncharacterized. Gene Ontology annotation, biological process: mitochondrial translation. Gene Ontology annotation, cellular component: ribosome; mitochondrial small ribosomal subunit. The coding region runs from base 1 to 489 and encodes 162 amino acids. The transcript has a single exon. Gene Ontology annotation, molecular function: small ribosomal subunit rRNA binding; structural constituent of ribosome. NCBI's taxonomy places the organism in Eukaryota, Fungi, Ascomycota, Pichiomycetes, Pichiales, Pichiaceae. The record is from RefSeq and is a predicted model, not a curated record.